AUACAAUUGCCUAAUAGACUAAAAGCAGCUGUAUUGGGAGACAGAAGAUUGAAUCUGGUGAACGAGAUGAUUGCUGAUAUGAGAUUGAUCAAGAUGUACACCUGGGAAUUGCAUUAUGCCGCAUUAGUUGAAAAAAUCAGAGUGAAAGAAAUGAAAAAAAUUCGAAUGUUUUUAUAUGCAAACGGAAUAUCGUUUAUUUUGGCGUAUCCUAUAUCGAAAUUAUUUACUCUCCUCGCAUAUCUCAUGUUUUAUUUAAAUGGAGGACAACUAAAUGCCCAAAUUAUAUUCGUCACUAUAACUUUUUCCAUAUACAUCUUCAACAGCAUCGUUAAUCUAUUUUGUCAAGCAGUUACUUUUGCUGCAGAAAUUUUGGUUUCGUUGAAGAGAAUACAGGAUUUUCUCCUCCUUCAAGAAAAAGAUAACAAUGAAGACAAAACUGUAGAAGAAGUAGAAAACUUAACUGAAGGUGAAAUAUGGAUGAAUAGUGUCACAGCUGCUUGGAAAAAAGGAACCGAAUCAACAUUGAAUGGAAUAUCUUUAAACAUACAUCCUGGAGAGUUACUAAGUGUUGUAGGUCCGGUUGGAUCAGGGAAGACGUCUUUAUUAAUGUCCGUGUUGGGAGAGAUUCCAAUUACUUCCGGUAAAGUGUCCGUGAAAGGAAAGAUCUCGUAUGCUUCUCAAGAAGCUUGGGUGUUCAACGCAACUAUCAGAGAAAAUAUCUUGUUUGGAGAAGAAUAUCAAGAAGACAAAUAUACAAAAGUCUUGCAUAUAACGGCUCUAGAAAAGGAUAUUAGCUUAUUUCCUAAAGGAGAUUUCACAAUUGUAGGAGAAAGAGGAGUGAUAAUGAGCGGUGGGCAGAAGGCGAGAAUUAAUCUAGCAAGAGCGCUAUAUCUCGAUGCCGAUAUUUUUCUUCUCGAUGAUCCACUGAGUGCCGUUGAUGUUCCGGUGGCGAAACAUAUAUUCGAAAAAUGUAUAAUGGAAUAUUUAAAAGACAAGAUCUGCAUUCUUGUUACGCAUCAAGUACAGUUUUUAAACUGUGCAAGUAAAAUUUUAGCGUUAAACAAGGGGAAAUGUGAAUUCAUUGGAAAAAUCAAUGAUAUGGAAAAUUUAGAAAUACUUGCAGGAAUAUUACCAAAGGAAGAAAUCGCUGAAAACAUCAUGAAUUUAGAGACUGCGAUUUUCAAUGAUGAUGAUGAAAUAAUUGGGAGUCGUCAAUCUGAUAUUAAUGAUAUCAUUGAAGACAGUAAUCACCGUGAUGCGGAAGCCAAAAAUAACCAAACACCACAGGAUAAUGAAGUUAAGAAACCAGGGAUUUCAGUUUAUAAAUCACACUUCAAUGCUGGAGCAGGACUUUUCUUCAAGAUUGUUAUUUUAUCCACGCUAAUUAUAGCUCAAUCCCUUACAAGUGCCAGCGACUAUUGGCUAAUCAAAUGGUUGCAAGAUAUUAGAAUCUAUAGCAGCAGCAUAGAGAAUUUCGAAAAUAUUACAUAUAACACAAGUAUUUUUCACAACAUUGAAGACAAAAAUUUUUAUCACAGUGAAGAAUUCAACAUGUAUGUUUACGUCGGAUUGAUAUGUGCCGUAUUUCUUACGACUUUAACUUUUGGAUUAUUGUUAUUCAAAUUUUUUACAACUGCUUCUUUCAAGCUGCACAACAAUAUGUUUCGUUGUAUCAUUCGAACUCCGAUAUCAUUUUUGGAUAACAAUCCCGUUGGAAAAAUCUUAAUUCGAUUUUCCAAAGAUGUUAGUUCCAUGGAUGAAUUGUUACCUUACUUUGCAUUCUUCGUGAUAAGAGUAAGUUAA
Molecule: messenger RNA, 1803 nt
Organism: Centruroides sculpturatus (bark scorpion)
Lineage: Eukaryota; Metazoa; Arthropoda; Arachnida; Scorpiones; Buthidae
Product: multidrug resistance-associated protein 4-like
Exons: 12
Coding region: 67-1803 (578 amino acids)
Biological process (GO): transmembrane transport
Cellular component (GO): membrane
Molecular function (GO): ATP hydrolysis activity; ATP binding; ABC-type transporter activity
Source: RefSeq, a predicted model, not a curated record